Orussus abietinus is the source of this 2715-nucleotide messenger RNA. It is a transcript of the gene bib, whose product is annotated as neurogenic protein big brain. The transcript is spliced from 4 exons. NCBI's taxonomy places the organism in Eukaryota, Metazoa, Arthropoda, Insecta, Hymenoptera, Orussidae. The record is from RefSeq and is a predicted model, not a curated record. The coding region runs from base 466 to 2223 and encodes 585 amino acids. Gene Ontology annotation, cellular component: plasma membrane. Gene Ontology annotation, biological process: transmembrane transport. Gene Ontology annotation, molecular function: water channel activity.
CCGCUUAAGCCUUAAACGGAGCAAAGUAAGUGCGCCCUCGCCGCUUCUCCUGUUCCGUCGCCGUUCCACUGGAGCCGCGCCCCUAUUGGCGGAGAGCCCGCAGAUCCAGGAGAAAGUGAACUCAAGGAGAUGCGAACAGUGCCGAGGGCCAACUUACCCAAGGACUCCGCGAUUCGCGGGUAGUCCGUUCGAUCGGAUCCAAGGGAAAGCACCGGAACUCCCCGAUCGGCAGGUGGCGCGGAUGGAGCGGAACGAAGCCGGCAACGAUUUCGGCGUUUGAAAGUGGAAAUCGGCUCACCGAGUGGCGGAUUAUUCCCCGACGUCCUGACUCGUAUCGAUACCUCGAUGAUCUAAGACCCUCCGAGCGAAGGAUGUCGCCGACGUGAAGACGCUGAUCCCGGGCAUAGAAAGUAUCCAGGUAUACUACCGUAUAUAUUCUACAUAGCGACCAGGAAAAAGGGCAAGAUGAACGCCGAAGCCGUGCCGCGGGAGGUCAACGCCAACAUCGUCAGUCUGCUGAACAAGUUGUCGGCCCUUCGAGAGAGCACCGGCGAGCCCUUGGCCAGGGCCGUGCCGAUGUCCACCGAGGCGCGGAGCCUCGAAUUCUGGAGGGCGGUCGCCGUCGAGUGCUUUGCUACGUUUCUUUUCGCCCUGGUCGUUUCCGGGGCCGCUGCGGCCUCCGCCGUUUCCGGUAGCGGCCUUUCCGUCCUGGCCACCGCUAUUGCGUCCGGGUUCUCCAUCGCCGCGAUCUCCAUGAUCUUCGGGCACGUAAGCGGUGGACACGCGAAUCCUGUGGUGUCGAUAUCCUUCGCCCUGUCCAGGAGGAUCUCUCUGUUACGAGCGAUUCUCUAUGUAGCGGCACAAUGCGGCGGUGGAAUUGCCGGUGCAGCCAUGCUCUACGGGGUGACCACUCCAUCCGGAACGCAGACGCUGACUUCGUCGGGGCGGCUAGGAGGAGCCAUAGAGAGACUUCUGGUGGAGCUGACCCUGUCGGUCCUGAUAGUCCUGGCACAUUUGGCGUCGGAAUUGCCGAAGGCCCUUCCGGUGACGGUCUCCACGAAGCCUGCCGUUAUCCUAGCAGCUGCUUACACCGCUGCGACUCUCGUCUCGAGUCCUUUCCUGAAUCCCGCGCGAGCCCUGGGCCUGGCCUUCGUGAUGAACCGCUGGGAGAACCACUGGGUGUACUGGGUAGGACCUCUCUCAGGGGGAGCGAUAGCCGCUCUCCUCCACGAGUACGUCCUCUGUCCUAAACGUCAGAGAGAGUCCUGCGACAUCGACGACGGGGACAACUCCUCGAUCCGGUCGGACGACGACCCAUACGACGAUUUGGACAAGCCGUCCGGGUCGAAGUUCCCGGAGGGCUGCGCGACGUACAGACCGGUUGCGGGAGGAAUCUUGUCCUCGGUGUACAGCGCCGCCCCGUCCGGUGGGAUAGACCACGUAGAGCCGAUCUACAGUGGGACGAAGUCGCUUUACUGUAAGUCACCUCCCCUGACGAGGGCGAAUCUGAACAGGUCGCAGAGCGUGUACGCCAAGUCCACGUCAGGGCCAAGGGACGGCCUGAUGAUCCCGAAGCCGGGGCCCUUGAUCCCCGCGAGGAGCCUCUACCCGAUGAGAAUCGGCCAGAACAGCCAGCCCACCGCCAGGGACAACGGCCAGACCCUGCAGCCUCCCCAGGCCUCGCAGAGCCACACGCCCAGCCAGAACUACAACAGCACCAACCAGAACAUGCAGAACCAGCUGCAGCAGUGCACGCAGAGUAUAUACGGCAUUCGGGGCAUCUCCACGAGCUUGAACACCCGGGAGAACGGGAUCUACGGGGUGUCGACGAGUUCCGGGAUAUAUGGACGUGCCCCUGCGCCUCAACCUGCUGCGCCGCAGGGCCCUCAACAGCAGCAGAGUGGCCAACCCUCAGGGCAGAACUCCAGUCACCAGUCCCACAGGAACAGUCCUCCUGUUGUGAACUCCGACAGCGGGGCCACCUCCAGGAGACCCGAGAGCAUGUACGGCCACGUUUCUCGGAGAAGCGACGACUCCGCUUAUGGCAGCUACCAGGGAUCCACUAGGGGGAACUACGGCAAGGUUCCUGGCCCUGCUGGACCAAAUGGCCCACCUGGACCUCCGCAGUACAGGGAUCAGAACAGGCCUCCGCCUGCGGGGCCGUUGCAGCAGAACCAGAACGCGCAGAACUUCCAGCGGAACUCGCCUAACCCUCAGUACUAAUUAAUACUGAAUAUGUGCGGUAGAAAGGAACAUGGCGAGGACGAGUAGGGAAAAUAACCCAAGUGAUGUUUCCAACCGAAACGUUAGUAGGGUGAUCCAUGACGAGUUGGAGAUUAAUGUACGCGUUGAGAGAACGUCCUGCUUGCCUGUUAACGGUCAAGUGAUAUUUUUACACUGCCAGUCAAUAUUCUUCGUGAGAUUGUAGAUCUAAAAGACGCAAUGGUCUUGGAAAGUCUGAGUGUAUCUGUAAUAUCAGGGCUCGCCCUGUAUAGAGUGCGAUGAAAGUUGUAUCGUUAGGUACUAAUCAUUUGUAUAUACCACUUAUAUUUAUUACUUUAUGCUUAUAUACAUAGGCGCUGUAUCGAGUGAUAAAUGUCAUGUUUUUAGAGACCUUCGAUAGAUAUCUAAUUCACCUAAACCCUAGUUUCCUGUUGCGGUAGAACUCUACCUAGGAUCGUGCAUGACAAUUUUUAUGCGAACAAUUGUUUUUAG